UGCGACCGGCGUUUUGAGGGGGUUCCCUUCAAACCUGACCGAAUCGUCUCUCCGGGGCGCGGUCACACCGGCUCGCUUGGGUUCCGCUAGUGAGCAGUCACGCUAGAGAACACGGCUGCCAGACCUUUCCCCCCCGGCCCUAUAGAGAGCAUAUAGGUGCCACUGGCGGCUGCUGCGCAGGGCAUUGAACAGGCAUGCACGGGCGAUGCUAUACUGCGUGGCAGAGCAGUAGGUUGGGUAAUCGAAGGAGUUUCUUGUCUCCGAUUUCUUCAAAUAACUCGGUGUUUCGUCUUGAACCUAGAAAAAAAAUAUCCCUAAAUGCCCGGCGUAAGCAGACGGAGGAGAGGGCGCGGGUUUUGCUUUGGAAUUGUUGCCGGAGACCGCUGUUUUGAAGUGACCGUCGCUAAGUUGGGUGCUGAAAAGAAGUUUAUAUAACUGAGGAAGACCUUAGUGCAGAGAGACGCUCAUAGUUAAGGCCUUAAUGAGAAUUGGGGUGGGGGGGAGGUCACACAGAGCUUGCCCUGAAAGGAUUAUUAUUUUCUUAACAAAUUACAUGCAUAAGCUUAAAUCGUCUCAGAAGGACAAGGUCCGCCAGUUUAUGGCAUUUACCCAGGCUGGUGAAAGGACUGCUAUAUACUGCUUAAUGCAGAAUGAAUGGAAGCUAGAAGUGGCAACAGACAACUACUUCCAGAAUCCAGAUUUGUACUACAAAGAAUCCAUGAAAAAUUCAGUAGACAGGAAGAAAUUAGAACAAUUGUAUAAUCGGUACAAAGACCCCCAAGAUGAAAAUAAAAUUGGCAUUGAUGGGAUUCAACAGUUCUGUGAUGAUUUAAGCCUGGACCCAGCCAGUAUCAGUGUUCUGGUUGUAGCAUGGAAGUUCAGGGCAGCUACUCAAUGUGAAUUCAGUAAAAAGGAAUUUGUUGAUGGCAUGACAGAGUUGGGGUGUGACACCACAGAAAAGCUAAAAACUCUAUUGCCAAGACUGGAACAGGAGCUAAAGGAUCCAAUGAAGUUCAAAGAUUUUUAUCAAUUUACUUUUAACUUUGCUAAAAACCCUGGACAAAAAGGUCUAGAUCUAGAAAUGGCAAUUGCAUAUUGGAAUUUAGUCUUGUCGGGAAGGUUUAAAUUUCUAGAUCUCUGGAAUAAAUUUUUGUUGGAACAUCAUAAAAGAUCAAUUCCAAAAGAUACUUGGAAUCUUUUGUUAGACUUUGGAAAUAUGAUUGCAGAUGAUAUGUCCAACUAUGAUGAAGAAGGAGCAUGGCCUGUUCUUAUAGAUGAUUUUGUGGAAUAUGCACGACCAGUAGUCACAGGAGGAAAACGUAAAACUUCCUAACCCCAGACUUGCCAGUAUGGACUAAACGUGCGCUCUGAACUGCAUUAGGUAACGAAGAUUUGUUGACUGAUAACUGUGCACACUGUUGCUGGUUUCAGUGGUCGUGGUGACAUUCUGCAGACAAAAGUGAAAUUCUUCCUUCCUGCCUAAAGAAAAUGAUGGCUGACUUGUGGACACUUCAAGAACAAACUCAGAAGAUAGUCCAGGCUGUUUGUAGGCUAUUGGCUUCAAUUAUUGUACUGGUUGUAUCAUAUAGGAUGUAGAUUUUGCAUGAUUUUAUACUUCGGAGAAGUUUAACUAGAGGCCAUUUUAUUACAAUUUUGACAGCACAGCAUGCAAUUCAGUUCGUGAUCCAAAGUGAACACCAGCAGUUAUAUAAAUAAAACUGUAUUAUAUUGUACUUAUAUUAAAAGCAGUAUUUGUGGUAUAUAAAUUAAAUCCCGAAAUAAAACUUAUGCAGUAUGUUGUAUUUUUAUAAAAGUUAGUUCCGUGGAGCUGUCCUAAUAUAGAAUUGUUAACAAAAUAAAAGAACACUUAUGCUUUUUUUA
Molecule: messenger RNA, 1881 nt
Organism: Egretta garzetta (little egret)
Lineage: Eukaryota; Metazoa; Chordata; Aves; Pelecaniformes; Ardeidae
Gene: DCUN1D2
Product: defective in cullin neddylation 1 domain containing 2
Exons: 7
Coding region: 482-1333 (283 amino acids)
Biological process (GO): positive regulation of ubiquitin-protein transferase activity; protein neddylation
Cellular component (GO): ubiquitin ligase complex
Molecular function (GO): cullin family protein binding; ubiquitin-like protein binding; ubiquitin conjugating enzyme binding
Source: RefSeq, a predicted model, not a curated record